AUGAUACAAUGCGGGAGGAGAUCAACAUGUAGAGCAAGGUCUCCUGGUCCAAGUCCCCUGUCAGGAUGUGGUUCAACAUCAAGGGCAAGGCGCAGGAUUUCCAUGCGGAUAACGAUGCUACUACCCAAGGAUGGGACGAAGGUGAUUAACGGAGGACCAGCUGCUUGUAGAGGGACACAGGCGCUGCCAAGAAAAGCAGAAUUGGUACAGUUAAAGCAUUUGGACCAUGCUCCCCCCUCUCUCUCUCUUCAUACAUCAAAAUUGCAGCUACCUCUUUUCUUUCUUUGUUGCUGCUUGGUCAGAGCUCUUUUUAACUGCUAUGCCUCUUUUGCCAAAUAUAAAUAUAAACAAUCUACUUAUCCGAUUGUUUGUUGGAGCAGCCCAACUUAUCUGAUUGUUAGUUAUUAUGUUUAUGUUGUUCCUUAUGGGCCUACUUCAGAACGGUCGUUGAAGCGAAAUAUCGAUCAUGUUCGUAGAUCAGGGAAUGAAUUUGAUGUGUCACGCCUGACAAAAGCCCAAGAUUACAGAAUCUUUGUGUCGACGUGGAAUGUUGGUGGCCAAUGCCCAUCAAGGGGGUUAAAUUUAGAUGACUGA
Triticum turgidum subsp. durum (durum wheat) is the source of this 594-nucleotide messenger RNA. Lineage: Eukaryota; Viridiplantae; Streptophyta; Magnoliopsida; Poales; Poaceae. The record is from the annotation of a GenBank genome assembly.